Messenger RNA from Malassezia japonica, 717 nucleotides. RefSeq lists its product as uncharacterized. Gene Ontology annotation, molecular function: hydrolase activity, acting on ester bonds. The transcript is spliced from 4 exons. The record is from RefSeq and is a predicted model, not a curated record. Lineage: Eukaryota; Fungi; Basidiomycota; Malasseziomycetes; Malasseziales; Malasseziaceae. The coding region runs from base 1 to 717 and encodes 238 amino acids.
AUGUACGUCGCGCUCCUCUUUUGGCUGUGGGCCGGCUGCGCGCUCGGCGCGCCGUUUGUCGCGGCGCUUGGCGCGGCGAGCUACUCGGCGGUCGUCGUGUUUGGCGAUUCGCUUGUGGAUAACGGCAACGGCACCUACCUCUUGUCGAACAAGACGUGGCCCGCGGAUCCUGCGUACUUUGACGGCCGCUUCAGCAAUGGCCCGACGUGGCCCGAGCAGCUCGCGGACCUCUUGAACAUCUCGCACGUCGACGACCUCGCGCACGGCAGCGCGACGACGAACAACAGCGUCGCCAAGGGCUACUCUGGUUACAACUCGACACUCCCGGUGCCGGAUGUGCGCACGCAGGUGUCGCACUACCUGAAGAAGGCGCACGGCGCGGACCCCAAUGCGCUGUACAUUGUCUCGGGCGGCUCGAACGACGCCUUUUUCGGCCUGACGCCGGGCCGUAACGCAACCGCGCUCGCGCACGACGCGGUGCACACGCUGCGUGCCGAGAGCGAGCGCCUGGUGCACCACGGCGCGCGCCAUCUGCUCAUCCCCACGCUGAGCGAGAUGCAGACCUCGCCCUGGGCACGCACCUAUGCGGACGCCGAGACGAAGAACAACACGAUCCUCUUUACCUCGGCGGUGAACCGUGCGCUGCGCGCGUGGGUACCGACGGUGCGCAGCGCGAACGCGACGCUCUUUGACGCGGACGCGCUUGAUACGGCCUGA